GGUAAGAAAGCGAGCGAGCGAGAGAGAGAGAGAAAGAGAAGCAAAUCCACGAAUAAUUCCUCUGCUUAUCCUCCUACUUUCGUCAGCUGGAAUCAUCUCUCGCUCCGACGUUGGGUCAGAAAGAAGCAAAGGCGGUGCGCUCCGUCCUCUCGUUUCGGGCUUUGGCUUGAAGACAAGAGAGGAAGAAUUCCGUAAGAUCGAAACUGUCCAAGUCAAAGCUGCAGUAAAGCAUUGAUGGCUGCCACUGCCAUGUCUUUGUGCUUUUCUAAUCGUCCUCCUUGGAUGAUGCAAAUGGCCGUAAAGAAUCAUGGAAUAAAGCCAGUCAUUCAGCACAGAUCUUUAUCUCGAUCUAUUAUCCACAGAAGAAGCCGACACCAUGUUGGUCGGCGUACAGGCUUAUCAUCCCAUAGAUUUGCUGUGUUUGCAACCACUGAAGGCUCAGCAAAAUCAAACAAGUCAGAUGAACAGAUUCCCUCUUGGGCUAGAUCUGAUUCCGAUGAACCUCCACCUUGGGCUCGUGAUGAGGGCGACAAAAGCACUUCUCAGUCAUCAGUCAAGAUCCCUUUUUUUGUGUAUUUACUUGCAUCGGCCAUAACAGCAAUAGCAGCGAUUGGUUCGGUGUUUGAAUACGUAAACCAGAAGCCUGUUUUUGGGGUCCUACAAUCAGACAGUGUCUUCUAUGCACCUUUGCUUGGUUUCUUUGUUUUUACUGGAAUACCUACCUCGGCAUUUUUGUGGUUUAAAUCUGUGGAAGCUGCAAACAAAGAAUCUGAGGAGCAAGACAGGAGAGAUGGAUAUCUCUAAAAGUCAACAGCAUUACAUGCAUGCAUUUCCGAUCACCUGUUGCAAUAUUGUUCAUAAAACCAGAGUACAUACGAAUUUCCUUUUUUUUUUGCUUCGUCAUAUUGAUCAAUGAUGCAUGUUCGUAUUGGGUGGAAAGUAUAAGAGAUGAUGAGUUAACCGUGGCAUUUUAUGAUUUUUUCACUGAAA
Molecule: messenger RNA, 990 nt
Organism: Musa acuminata subsp. malaccensis (wild Malaysian banana)
Lineage: Eukaryota; Viridiplantae; Streptophyta; Magnoliopsida; Zingiberales; Musaceae
Source: RefSeq, a predicted model, not a curated record